AUGGCACCGGAUACCACGUCUGGCCCUGAGACCAAAGGGCCUGCGGCAAGCCAUAUCGAGUCUAAAGAUGGACGACCCCUCGACGACAUAUCACAAGUUCUCGAGAACGAUGGAGAGAGGGCCAAGGUCGUCCACGCUGAUGGUACUAUCGACUAUGUCGAUGCCCAUGCUCUUGGAGGAGAGGUGGAUGUCAUGCCACCAGGCUACUUUCGCAGCCCCCAGUUCAUCGGCACCGUCAUGGCACAAUGUUUCGCCAGUAUCUGCGGAUACCUCGGAUGGGUGCUCCCGGCCAACACGCUAUCACUUAUCAACGCGGAUCUCGGAAACUCGCCAAACAUCGGCUGGGCAGCUACAAUCUGGACCAUGGGGUCUUCCAUUGGAUUUCUCUUCGUUGGCCGACUAUCAGAUUUAUAUGGGCGGAAGUGGAUGGUAAUGAGCACCACAGGGCUCGGACUGGUUGGCUGCAUUCUGGCCGCUGCAUCACAGAAUGUUGCCAUGUUGAUCGUCGGAAUGGGGUGCAACGGUGUCGCUGCUGCAGGCCAGCUUUCGUUUGGGAUUGUCCUCGGCGAGCUGGUCCCCAACGAUAAGCGAGGCCCCAUCAUCACUAUCGUCUUCCUUUCCUCGAUGCCGUUUGCCGUUUUCGGCCCCAUCAUCGCCCGGUCUUUGAUCGAGAAUACCCAGCAGGGAUGGCGAUGGAGCUUCUACAUCGGCAUCAUCCUCAGCACCAUCACGCUGUGUCUGUAUCAUUUCCUCUACCAUCCGCCCACUUUCGAGCAGCUCCAUGUCGGCAAAACACGAAUGCAACAGACAAAGGAGCUGGACUGGAUUGGCAUCGCCCUGUAUAUCUCCGGAUGUGUUCUAUUCCUCGUUGGCCUGUCAUGGGGUGGCACAACCUACCCCUGGAAGAGCGCUGAAGUAUUGUGUACCCUUCUUAUUGGGAUCGCCCUCGUCGCUGUCUUCUUCGUUUAUGAGGGUUUCUUCUGCCAUGUCCAACCACUUAUGCCGCCUCGCAUGUUCCGAAACAUCGGCUUCGUGGCCGUCAUAGCCACAGCAACCAUUGCAUCCAUGGUUUAUUACUCCAUGACCGUGCUGUGGCCGACCAUCAUACAGACUGUUUACACCACAGAUGUCAAGGCCAUCGGCUGGCAGAGCUCCGUUGUUGGUGGUGGCGUGCUGCUUGGUCAGACUAUGGCGGGUUUCGCCCUCUCAUACGUCCCAAAGGUCAAGAUCCAGUGUAUCAUCGCGGCAGCGCUCGUCAUGACUUUUGUGACAUCAUUGACGUCUCUGUCCGAAGAGCGCUGGGCAGCGACUAUCGCAUUUGGCGUCCUGGCGUGCACUGCCGUCGGCUAUCUUGAGAACAUCACAUAUCCCGGCGUCACCUUGUUAUGGGAGCCACAAGAUAUUGGUCUGGCAACUGGUGUACUGGGGUCAAUCCGUGGUCUCGGGGGUGCCGUGGCCCAGGCCCUGUAUACAUCCGUCUACUCAAAUAAAUUGACCGAGUUGAUACCGGAGUAUGUUGCCCCAGCAGCUACAGAUGCUGGCCUUCCAUCAGACUCGCUCCCCACACUCUUUCAAGGAAUCACAACAGGGAACUUCAGUGCCGUUCCUGGUAUCACGGAGACGGUAACCGAGGCCGUGGGUGCUGCAUUAGUAGCUGCAAACAGGGACGCAUUCAAGCUGGUCUUCUACACGACGAUUCCUUUCUCAGCUAUCGUGCUGUUGGCCGCCUUCCUUGUUCCUAACUUUGAAAAAUUCUUGACAAAGAAUGUAGCAAGAAAGCUUCAGGAUAAAGAGUUCAGAGCAGACUUAAAGGCAGAGAAACAGCAAGAUGUGUAA
Molecule: messenger RNA, 1836 nt
Organism: Clonostachys rhizophaga
Lineage: Eukaryota; Fungi; Ascomycota; Sordariomycetes; Hypocreales; Bionectriaceae
Source: the annotation of a GenBank genome assembly